Molecule: messenger RNA, 1548 nt
Organism: Punctularia strigosozonata HHB-11173 SS5
Lineage: Eukaryota; Fungi; Basidiomycota; Agaricomycetes; Corticiales; Punctulariaceae
Product: FAD-binding domain-containing protein
Exons: 7
Coding region: 1-1548 (515 amino acids)
Cellular component (GO): mitochondrion
Molecular function (GO): FAD binding; catalytic activity
Source: RefSeq, a predicted model, not a curated record
AUGCUCCGCUCAGCGCGAUACCUGGCUCGGUGCUCGACCAUAGUGUCUUCCAGCAGGAGAUGGGCCCACGCACCGUCGCUGUCCUACCUCAAGUCCGUCACCGCUGAUGACCUCCAGCACUUCUCCCGCAUCCUCCCCGCGACGUCUAUCAUCUCCACGCUCCCUCCCACGUCCGCGCCUGCGGACGACCUCGCGGCGUACAACGAUGACUGGAUGGGCAAGUACCACGGUAGGGCGAGCACCGUCCUCAAGCCGCGCUCGGUGCAAGAAGUAAGCGAGAUCGUGAAGUAUUGCAACGAGAAGGGGAUCGGGAUCGUCCCGCAGGGUGGGAACACCGGGCUCGUCGGCGGGAGCGUGCCUAUAGGCGACGAGGUUGUGCUUAGCCUGAGCAACAUGUCGAAGGUUCGGUCGUUUGACCCCGUCUCUGGCAUACUGGUCGCAGAUGCGGGCUGCGUGCUGGAAGCUCUGUCGGAAUAUAUUGCGAAGGAGGAUCACAUCAUGCCUUUGGACCUUGGUGCGAAAGGAAGCUGUCAGAUCGGCGGCAAUGUCUCCACGAACGCCGGCGGCUUGAGGUUACUUCGCUAUGGCUCAUUACAUGGGUCGGUCCUCGGGCUAGAGGUUGUUCUCCCCGACGGCACUAUCCUGGACCUGCUCACCACAUUACGGAAAGACAACACCGGCUAUGACCUAAAGCAGCUCUUCAUCGGCGCGGAGGGCACGCUCGGCAUCGUGACCGGCGUCUCGAUCCUAACUCAACCGACCCCACAGUCGACGAGCAACGCCGUGCUUGCCCUGCCCACGUUCGACAACGUCCUGCCGCUGUUCAAGACGGCGAAGCGGCAGCUGUCCGAGAUCCUCUCCGCGUUCGAGUUCUUCGACCGCGAGGCGUACGGGAUCAACAUCAAGCACAACGCGGGCCGGGCGCUGUCGAAGGACGAGAUCGGCGACGCGGAGUGCUUUGUGUUGUUGGAGACGAGCGGAGGUAGAAAGGAGCAUGACGAGGAGAAACUGAACGAUCUCCUCGAGGGACUGCUCACGGCCGAUGAACCUUUGAUCACCACCGGUGUCUUGUCCCAAUCACCGACCCAGUUCGCGUCGUUGUGGACGCUGCGCGAGGGCAUUACCGAGGCGGUAUCGAAGGAGGGCAAGGCGUACAAGUACGACAUCACCAUUCCUCUCCAGAAAUUCAAGGAAGUAGUGGACACGACGAGGGAGCACCUCCGUUCUAAGGGUCUUCUUCACGACAAGGCAGUUAGGCACGUCAUUGGUUAUGGUCACGUCGGCGAUGGCAAUCUACACCUAAACGUUGUCGCUGAUGCGUACUCGCCUGAAAUAGAAGCUGCUCUAGAGCCGUUCAUCUAUGAGCUCGUCGGCAAGUCACUUUCAUCCUUCAAGGGCUCAAUAUCCGCCGAACACGGUAUCGGCCGACAUAAGACGCAGCACCUGCACUACUCGAAGAGCGAAGCCAGCAUCGAGUGGAUGAAGAAAGUCAAAACGCUCUUUGACCCCAAAGGCAUCAUGAACCGGGGAAAAGUCGUCAUCCCAUAG